ACCAAGUAUAAAUAUGGAACUUACACUAAUACUUCAUCUCAGGGAAUAUUAAGAAUAAAUCCCACAUAGAACUGAACAAAAACACAGUUUUUCUCUCAAGCUUAUGGAAGUGAUGGUACAAAAUAUGGGAUGGGGAGUCAAAGAAGGAGGGUGGAGAAAGGGGCCUUGGACUGCAGAAGAAGACAAGUCGCUCAUCCGGUAUGUCAAAUUGCACGGUGAAGGAAAAUGGAACAAUGUAGCUAGGCUUGCAGGAUUGAAAAGGAAUGGGAAAAGCUGUAGAUUGAGAUGGGUAAACUACCUUAGGCCAGACCUGAAGAGGGGACAGAUAACCCCACAUGAAGAGUGUAUAAUUCUUGAGCUACAUGGUAGAUGGGGUAACAGGUGGUCAGCAAUUGCUAGAAGUCUACCAGGAAGAACUGACAAUGAAAUCAAGAAUUACUGGAGGACUCAUUUCAAGAAAAAUGCAAAAGUUUCUUCAGAAAAUCCUGAAAAAUUGCGAGCCCACCUUCUGAGAAGGGAGCGGCUUCAAUUACAACAGAAACAAAAACAAGAAGAAGAUCAAAUCAACAUGAAGAAAGUCGUAUCAUUUCUUGAUGAGAGUGAAACUAAAGUGCCAACUCUAGCUCAAAUGAAGCAAGAAAUCCUAUAUCAGCACGAGUCUGAUGAGCUUGGCUUUCUAUAUUCUAUGAUCAAUGGCUACCCAACCGGAUCUGAGGCCUCAAAUGAGGAUAUUUUAUGGGAUGGUCUGUGGAAUUUGGAUGAUUUUCAUGGAAAGAUAGCUAACCAGCAUACUUUGGUUGCAAAUUUCCAUUGAAUUCUUACUGACACCAGUUUGAAUAAUCUUUCAGUCUU
Messenger RNA from Olea europaea var. sylvestris, 852 nucleotides. Its product is annotated as transcription factor WER-like. Gene Ontology annotation, molecular function: sequence-specific DNA binding; DNA-binding transcription factor activity. The transcript has 3 exons. Gene Ontology annotation, cellular component: nucleus. NCBI's taxonomy places the organism in Eukaryota, Viridiplantae, Streptophyta, Magnoliopsida, Lamiales, Oleaceae. Gene Ontology annotation, biological process: regulation of DNA-templated transcription. The coding region runs from base 104 to 814 and encodes 236 amino acids. The record is from RefSeq and is a predicted model, not a curated record.